Messenger RNA from Cuscuta campestris, 1242 nucleotides. Lineage: Eukaryota; Viridiplantae; Streptophyta; Magnoliopsida; Solanales; Convolvulaceae. The record is from the annotation of a GenBank genome assembly.
AAUACCAAUUAUUAUCAAAUUGUACCAAAUUUGGUUACAAAUUCUGAAAAAAAUAUUUAUUUUUAAUGUAAAUUCAAUAUAAUUGAGUGCAUAUUAGGAUAUAUGUUUUAAAUAACAAAUUUUUAUAAUAUUUAUUUAUUUAAAUUAUAUUUAAACUAUGAAAAAAGUGUCACAUUUUGACAAAAAUAAUCAAAAUAGAAAAAGUUUUUUAGGACUAAGGCAAUGGGAAAUGGAGGAUCAAGCAAAGUACAUUGUGGAUGAAGUUCGUAAGGCAUUGGAUGAGAACGGUCGAUUCAUCAUUAUGGAACUGAACAAAAUAUUUGAAGGGAAGAGCAACCAAGGCAUUCCUGAUGAUGAAAAUGAACUGAAGGGAGUGGUUCGUGGAUAUACAAUUUUAAGGCGCUCUUGGAUAUGGCACUUGUGGAAGUGUGUAUCUGGUGAUGAAUGCAGCAUCUCCAUAUUUAUAUGCCAUGAAAGUGAUCAAAUUGAUGGAUAACGAAGUUACAAAAGGUGUAGCAAGAGAGCUCUCUAUAUUGUACACUGUUCAACAUGAGAAUAUAGUAAGGAUGGAGCAUGUGUUUUACCACAAAAAUGCAAUCUGUAUGGUAAUGGAACACACAUUCGGAGUUUUGAAUGACUUCAUGGAACUGAAAGCGUUACCUGCCCAUCCAGAGAGAACAUACUUAUUGCUAAUGGGAAACUGAAGUUGGCUGACUUUGGAUGUGCUAGAGAGUGGUUCCUUACUGAUGUUAAUCUUACUCCACAGGCCACCACUCUCUACAAAGCACCAGAAUUGUUACUUGGCUCUGAAGGUUACACCCCAGCAGUGGAUAUUUGGUCAGUUGGGUGUAUAUAUGCCGGGUUUUAUGAACUAAAACCACUUUUUCAAGAGGAUCAAAACUCUGGAAUUGAAAUGGAGUCGAGUAUAAUACAUCGAAUUUUCUAGAAACUUGGAACUCCUACAGAAGAAAGCUGGCCAGGAGUGUCCUGCCUUCCUUAUUUCCCACAACAGAUGCCCCUGUAUCCUCAGCCUGCUGAAAUCAUUCCUGAUAUUGGUCCUCUGGGAAAUGAUCUUCUUUGGAAGCUGCUUUGCUAUGAUCCGACAAAAAGAAUUUCUGCCGAGGUUGCUUUGGAACAUCCUUUUCUCACCUCCUAAUCACACAAUUAGUUUAUACAAAGUAGUUGGAAAUAUAUAAAACAUUAUCAAGCAGAUGAUGGCACAAAUAACUAGUCUAUAAUAUA